AAAAGAUUACGAGUAAGUACAACUACAACAUGUAUUCUAUUUUCCACUUAUUCUAUUACAUACGGAGAGAUGUUGAGGCCACGUUUCGGACUCUGUGCGGAUCACGCCAAGCUAGUUUAUACAAGUAUUAGUGUAGGAGUUCCCGCUUGUCGUCCUUGCUUUCGUUUUUGUCAGAGAAGGAGAACCGGCGAAGGCGAUGGCGAACCGAUGCGAUUCGAGAAGGCGUGGAUCAUAUUAAAGGUCCCGCACCCAAAAGGGAAGUGUAUUGCGUGAGUCAAAAUCCGUUUGGGAACUACAAGGGAAUUCUGACAUCGGGGGUAGUUUCAUCUUCACAUCAUGUCACCCGGAGGAGGGGCGCGCCUUGCGACCUAUGCGCGGAUCUGCCCUGUUUUCGAUCCGGAAGACGCCACCUGCCAGAUCGAGGUCCAGAGCACCGCUGAGAACGAGCACUGGCUCAGCCUCGAAAUCCCGCAUCAACAAGGUACAGCUACGGGUCCGUUUAAUAUUGCCACAUAUCAAUCAUAAAAAUCAUGUUCAUGUCCUCUAUAGAUGAGGAUCAUGAUCAUCAAGAAGAAGCCAUAAACUUAUCCGUUCACAAUUAGCAUCAACCCCUUGGCUUUGUGGAAAGGAAAAAUCAAGACAAGACGAGGUUCAAGAAAAUAAACGAACUACACAAGUAAAAAGCAAUGCUAGGGCCUCACGCUCGUUGUGAACAAUAAAGUGUUUUUCAUGUUGGUCUUCCUCUUAAUCAAGAGGCUUCUUGAGGGUGGUCGCAAGUGAGAUGAGUUGCGUGCCCGCCAUGGCGGGUAAAAUAAAUUUUUACCACAGCUGUUAUCUACAUCAGGUUACAAUGGCAAUUCUACAACGGGUUCUUCAUCCCAUAAUUCGGCGUAUAAUCACGAUGCGGAGCAGCUGCACUCUACUGGGCAUCAGCUUCAGCCGCAGCAGCCGGUGCUACCCUGCAGCAGCUACCGGGGGCUGUUCAACGGGCAAGUGUUCACGCCCCACUCGGAACAAGAGGAAAUUUUCGCCGAGUUUGAGCCGUUCGUGGACAACUUGGUGCGGGGCAUUACGGGUUGCGUUUUUGCGUACGGCCAAACCGGCACGGGGAAGACAUAUACGAUCUACGGUGGCAGUAAGUACCGGGAGCGCGGUCUCAUCCCGCGGUUCCUCUGUGGGGUGUUCCAGAAGCUGCGGGAAAAGGACGCGGAUAUCGUAUUUAAAAACGUCCCCACACCAUAGUUGUAAUGCAAAUCUGCAUGCUGAGAAUGUUUCUCAUGCGGAGCCCCAUGAGAAGCAUUUUCUAGGCGUAUUUUGGAAUUUGUCAUGCUCCAAUGAGCAUCAUAUACUAGAUCUGUGAUGCUGCGCAACUACCUGAAACAGCACUACAAUACCAGUCCAAAUUUGUCAUGCAAAAAAACCAAAGCUUGUGGAUUUGUCUAGCCGACUUUCCAUCUUCACUAUGGGGUGGGGACGUUUUUACAUAGGAUAGCGGAGUUGCGGCGCAGCGGCCUCGGCGAAAGUUGUAGUACGGGAACCGAGGAGGACCAUGAGGGCAGCUACUACCGGUAUCAGGUCUCUGUGAAAUGCCUCGAAGUGUACAACGACCAAGGCUACGAUCUCCUGUUGCAGCCGCAGGCGAACUCCGGGACCGCGCCGUCGCUGAAAGUGGACUUGUUCCUAUCCUGUGUAAAAACGGGGCCCACACCCCAGAGUUGUAAUGCAAAUCUGCAUGCUCAAAAUGUAGCUCAUGCGGAGCUCUAUGAGAAGCAUUUUCUACUCGUGUUCUGGGAUUUGUGAUGCUCGAAUUGUUAUGAUACGCUAGAUCUGUGACGCUGUGCCGAACUAGCUAAACAGGGUCACAAUACGAGGCCAAUCUUGUCAUGCGCAACAGCCAAAGCUUCGGCUGGUUGAUUUGUGUAGCAGAUUCCCCAUCUUGACUCGGGGGUGGGGACAUUUUUGGUCAGGAUAGUUCCAGACCCAGCCGAAUCUGGCGGAGCACGUUUGCCAAUCGGAACGAGAGGCGUUGGAUUGCGUCUUUCUCGCGGCGCUCAAUCGGUCCGACGCGCGCACCUUAUCCAGCGCGAAGGAUGUUUACUACAAAUCGGCUUUUUAGCCACAAGGAGUAGAAAUCUAUCUUCGUUGUACCAAGAAACGCAGUGCAGAUAGUACACUUCUUACAAGGAUGAAUUGCACAAGCAUUAUACAUGAAGCAUUGUCAACAUAGUCAUGAAGCGGAAAUAGGACGCCUCGUCGUUCUUCUGGCGACAGAAAAAAAUGGUGCAUCGAUUUGCGUCACUGAUAGUAUGUUAAGGUAAGAUGGCAAAGAAAUGCAAAAGCCGAGACUUUUUUGUCCAUGCAUACACGAAGACCAACAGCAAUAGCAGCCGCUCGCACGCGAUUUUCACCAUAUUUGUAGAACAGUGGGAGGGGGAUACGCAUUUAGCGGCGCGCUUACACCUGGUGGACCUUGCCGGUAGUGAGCGGGUAAGAGUUCUCUCCAACUCAUUUUUUAGUUUGAUAUAUCCGCACUGUGCUCCUGGUGUCGUUGUUUGUGCUUCAUACUUUCAAUCGGUAAGGAUACGGAAUGCAGCAGUACAGGCGCAGAGAACGACAACACAAAAUAUGAUAAAACACUAAUGAUAGAUGAAUGAUGAUGAUGAUGAUAAUGAUAAUGAUGACAUACAAUCGUGUUCAUGACUUUGCUCCCAGGUGUACAAAACUUGUUCGCUCGGGCAGCAGCAGGCCUCGUCUGCACCAGGCGGUCUUCUUCCAGGCGAGCCGCAAGGCAAAAACAAGCAGGCUGUGAACCACGUCGGCAGAUUGACCGAGGCGAAAUCGAUCAACAAGAGUCUGCACUUUUUGGAGCAGGUGGUGAUUGCGAUGCAGAACGAGAGCGGGUUCGUUCCCUUCCGCAACUCCUUGAUGACGUUUCUGCUGAAGGAGGCACUGGUCGGCAACUGCAAGACGGCCCUGGUCGCCACCAUGUCCGCGUUGCUCCAAAACGCGCAGGAGAGUCUGUCUACCCUGCGGUUCGCCCAGCGCUGCAGCUCGGUGGUGCUGCAGACGGAGGUGCGGCCGAACCUGGCCGUGGACUACCGGUUGCGCGCGCUGAAGCUGGAGGACGAAAACCGGCGGUUAGCGGAACGGGUGAGGAUGCUGGAAUUGAUGUCCGUGCAAGAAAGAGCUGAUCAGGCCGGAAGCGAGAACAAAAAUCGGACCCUUGCAGCGGCGUCGACUGUUCGUAAUUAUAUGCCAGGACGAGCUGCCUCUGUGGAGCAAGUUCAGCAGCAAUGGAACCUCGACGACCAAGGUAAAAAUCAGAACCAAACGGAAGAACUAGAAACCAACAACGGCCGAAAACAAGAUGCUCACAACUACAGCGGAGAAGAUGAAAAAUCGUCCCAAGUACUACUAAAGCAGGCGGAUGUCUUCGCGUCACCAGCUGCUUUUUCUUCAGCAGGUGCUGGUAGUACAACAAGUAGUACCUCUGCAAGACCCGCCGCCGCGGCACCGGCUUUACCACAGUUGGGAAGCAGGAGCUCCACCCACAACAACCCUGGGGCGAUUAUACAGCUCCAACCGUUGCAGGAGCACGCUGCUUAUCAAGUGUAAAAAUGUCUGGGUCUGGAAGAAUGCAACUUGUCAUGCUAAAUCUGCAGCCUGCAAAAAUCUGUGUUGCAUGAUUACCAAAAGUCGCCCAAUUUUGACCAAGUCAGGAGGUAGAUUCUCAUGCAGGAUAGGCAUUAGAAACGUCGCGCAGAAUCUGUCAUGCUAGCUCCGGCAUUCCAGACCUCAUGGGUCAUGGAAAAGCAGCAUGACAAAUCGCGCAUUCUUCCAGACCCAGACAUUUUUACACUUGAUACUGCUGCGGGAGCCGCCUCAACAUCUAGUCGUCCGCUCACCCCUUCGAGUAGUCGCCCCCUCACGCCAAGCGCACGGGUAUCAAAAGUAAAAAUGUCUGGGUCUGGGAACUUGUGAUGCUGGGUGGCGUCUCAUGAUGAAGCUGCAAAUGCUGGCUCAGCAUGACAAGUUUCUGAGCUCCUAGGUGUUGCCUAUUCUGCAUGACAAACUGCGCUUCUGCAUCACAGAAAAACGGAGCUCUUGGGUAACGUGCAUGGCAGAUUUAAGAUUCAUGCCAGACAAGCAUGACAAACUUGCAUUCUUCCAGACCCAGACACUUUUACAUUUGAUAACGACAACUAGGAAACAACUGGAUGUCGCCGCUGCCGCUGUCUCUCCGCCACCUCGGGUUUUCCGAGACUGGACAACCUACGGACGUCCUGCUAGACGAGCAAUUUCCCACAGUCACCAGCCUGAUUGCAAAGAUGAUGACUGUGAUGACUUCUGUAGCUGGAACAAACGCUGCUGACAACUCGUCUUCUGCAGGACGAUCUGUCGAAAGAACGAAGAGCGUGGGCGUCACUGCAACUGUAGUCACUACAGAGCAAGCAGCGGACCUACGAGAUCGGCAGCCAAGAAAAAGUUCUCCAAUUCGUGCGAACAUGAACAAAACGAAAGAACAUGAGUACAACUUCUCACCGAACAGGAGGAAGGAACCGACAUCAGAUUUGGAUGACGGGGACACGACCCCGCACCAGUACCGCCGCGAUCGCACAUCGAGCGCGGACUGCACGCGGAGCCGCAGCGGUUCGCGAUCCACGCGCCGGUACGUUCGCGUCUCCCCUGGACGGGCUGCAGCCGCGUGGAUUGAAAACGUCGUUCUGGGCGCAACUACAAGUCGAACCGGUUGUACAACAAGUGAACCAGCGCCGGCACUAGAAGCGGACCCCAGUCGCAGCGGCGCAGUACUUCUACAGAGUAGAGACGACCACCUCCGCGACGACUUCAAAAUAUUAAAGGAGCAGAAAACCACCUCCAACAGCCAAACCGACGAACCCGAGGUGCUCAUAUCAUCCCGAGCGGUGCGCCGCUCCGUCCGUAGCUUGAACUCCCCAGUGAGAGAACAGGAGGACAGCAGGGACGUGACGGGUCCUCGCGACGAGGACCUGGACCUCCGAGAUGUGAAUAAAGAUAAUGACGCAGGAGCUCCUGCGCCAGCGCUGCUGCUCUCCAGCUCAGCGAAGAAGAAGUCAACCACAACGGGCGCCAAGCACCAGCAAGGUAUCGACUUGAUCCGAAUCGACCUGACAAAUAACAACGACGAGCGGGGGAACGAGAGCCGUCCAACAACGCGCGGCACUAAAAGUCGCGGGGCAUCUAGUUGUAAUAGCGGGUCCUCGACGACGAGGACGAGAACACUGAGCCAGAAGCCUACAGGACCAACAGCUAGCACCAGUCCGGAGAAGUUGCCGGUCGAGGCCAGCGAGACAAAAUUCAGCCUACAAGAGGAGCGCCAGCUUUUGGACAGACUACAAAAACAAUACUACAGCAGAGUGCAACAGUCGGCAGCAGCAUAGCUUCUAGGCGGAAAAGGGAGUUGUACUCCUGUUCACGAGUUGUUUCGCGCAUCAAUCGAGAAUUGUCAUAACUCAAAAAAAGUUGCAUUGCCCGGGGUCCUCGUCACCGGGAGGACUCUCGCGGAUAGAAUUCAUCAGGACUGCUCUCGCGGCUAGAAUUGAUAGAUACAACAUCUAGAGAGGAAAGAAAAUCAUCGGUGAAAAUGGCGUUCGUUUGAAGACACACGAUCUGUACGAUGACUUUUUCAUGAAGUUCACGCUUUUUUUUCGUUGCUUGACGGAGAUUCAUGAUACCAAUUCCAGUUGAGGAGAGGACGCCGGCCACUUACAAUAGUCAAUUGCCCCAAGAGCUGCAAUUAAAGAGCAGCAACUAGUACAUUGAGAUUGAUCUGCCAACGACCUUGAUGCACUUCUCUCUAGGAGCGAAAUUGUGCCUGUAAAAUACGAAUGUAAAAAUUGCGGAGUUCAU
This is a messenger RNA of Amoebophrya sp. A120, 5889 nucleotides long. The record is from the annotation of a GenBank genome assembly. Lineage: Eukaryota; Dinophyceae; Syndiniales; Amoebophryaceae.